AAAGAGGGCCUUCAAAUCGCGCCCAACGUCUUGCAUGAGCUGAUCGUAAGCGCCAAUCAAGACAUACGGCAAGUGUUGCACAAUCUGUCUCUGUUGGGCACCGGAGCCAAAAAGAUCGAUAACCUAUUGUCUGAUCAGUCCAUUAAAGACGUCCGAUUGAGCACGUUUGAAGCCAUUCGCAAAGUGUUUACCGCCGGCGAAGAGUACCAACGGAUGAGUUUCAAUGACAAAUCGGACCUAUUUUUCUGCGACUACUCUUUUAUGCCUUUAUUUAGUUUUGAAAACUAUCCGCUCGUCAACCCAUCGAAAGCCAAGAAUGAAAGCCAACGACUGAAAUGUGCGACAAAAACGAUUGAAUCAUUAGCUUUUGGAGAUCUGAUUGAGAAACAGAUUCGUAGCGCUAAUAACUGGAGUCUAUUACCACUACAGGCGGCGUUCGCUAGUGUUAUGCCCGGCGCUUACAUGAACGGCCACUUUGGCGGACAAAUCAAUUUCCCAUCAUUUAUGGGCAAAAUGUCGACCACUAAUAAAAAGCUCCGUUUAUUACAAGAGCUGAAAAUGCAUAUGAAUUUGAAAGUUAGCGGCAGUAAGAGUGCCCUCAAUCUGGACUAUUUGGAGCCGUUGAGGGACUCUAUAAUCGAGCCAUUGGUGGCCAAUGGGACGGGAGGUGUGCCCAACAGUAUUGAGAAACUCGAGAACUACUGCCUCCGACGCGAAGAUCUCGAAUCGAUACUCGAGUUA
Messenger RNA from Medioppia subpectinata, 741 nucleotides. The record is from the annotation of a GenBank genome assembly. NCBI's taxonomy places the organism in Eukaryota, Metazoa, Arthropoda, Arachnida, Sarcoptiformes, Oppiidae.